GUUAGAAAGAUGCAGUAAACCUUAGCUAGCGUCCCAUAGCUGAAAGUCAGCAUCAUUGCCACUCCUCCUGUAGGAAGGGCGCAGUCCCGAGAGCUAUCUGGCUAGCUGAACUCAGCAAAACCAUGUCUGUAAACCUCAGCAAAAAUGGCCCUGCAUUAACAGCUGCCUAUAAAGAAGUAGUAGAUGAAAAGUCCAACACCAACUGGGCCUUGUUUACUUAUGAGGGAAACAGUAAUGACAUCCGCCUGGCAGAAAAAGGAGAUGGAGGUCUGGAGGAGCUGGUGGAGGAGCUCAACAGUGGAAAAGUCAUGUAUGCAUUCUGCCGGGUUCAGGAUCCUAACUCUGGGUUGCCCAAAUAUGUCCUCAUUAACUGGACCGGAGAGGGAGUAAAUGAUGCCAGGAAGGGAUUAUGUGCAAACCAUGUCAGCUCCAUAGCCAAUUUCCUGAAGGGGGCUCAUGUGACAGUUAAUGCCAGAGCAGAAGAAGAUGUGGAGCCUGAAGUGAUCAUGGAAAAGGUGGCUAAAGCGUCAGGAGCCAACUACAACUUCCACAAAGAAGCUUCCAGCCGCUUCCAGGACAGUGGUCCUCAGGGGCCGGUGGGCUCGGUGUACCAGAAAACCAACGCCAUGUCUGAAAUCAGAAAGACCAACAAGGACAACUUCUGGGCACAGGCGGAGAAAGAAGAGGAGAGACGGCGGCAGGAGGAGCGACGCAAGGCUGACGAGGAGCGCCAGAAGCUGGAGAGGGAGAGGAAAGACAGGGAGAGCAAGGAGGCUGCUGUGAGGGAGAAACGGGACAAGGAGCGAGCUUCUCAGAUCGACCAACAGAAGAAGUACCAACAACAGCUGGAAGCUGAAAGUAAAGAGCAGGAAAAACAACGCUGGGAUGAGGGGCAGGAGAACCAGGAGGUCCAGAGAAAAGCGGUUAGGAGAGGUGAAUCUGUGGAGAAAGCUAAUGAGGCUGCCUCUCUGAUCUCUCAGCGUUCUGUGAACCCCAGAGAGAUGUUCAAGCAGAGGGAGCGAGGAAUAACACCCAGCGACUCGGACACACCCCCUGCUGCCCCUGCGAGCCCUCAGCCAGGGCGUCUUCACAGCCCAUUUCUGUCUAAGCAAGUGAACCAAUGUGAGCAAGCCAGCUCACCUCAGCGCCAAGCUUCUCCUCCUCCUGUGUCAGCAGGCUCUGCCUCUCCUGGCCAUGCCACAGAGCCUGAUGUGGACGGUGGGCACUUCAAGUGUGAGUAUGAUGAGCAGGAAGCCCCUCCCCAAGAGCAGCAGAAAGAAGAGGCUCCAGCUGCUAACGCGUACGCUGAAGAGAUGACUCAUGAAGAGUCUCCGCAGGUGGAGGAGACCGACUCAUAUGAGACGGUGGUGAAUGAAUCAUCCGACAGAGGCAUCUGUGCACGAGCGUUAUACGACUAUCAGGCUGCCGACGACACCGAAAUCUCCUUUGAUCCUGAGGAAAUCAUCACCGGAAUCGAGAUGAUAGACGAGGGCUGGUGGCGAGGAUUCGGCCCAGAUGGUCACUUUGGAAUGUUCCCGGCCAAUUACGUGGAGCUCAUCUAACUGGGAUCAUCAUGGCGCCGAUCCCAGAGGAUCGGGCUGGAACAGAGCCAAUGAGACUCCACAACAUGGACCAACGAACGUGGAGCUUUUCAAAUCCCAGCUCAUUUCAAGAGAGUAAUUAAUAAAACGUUUAUUGUAAGCAGCUGAUGCAGAUCUAGCGUAGGGAUUUGUGAGGAGCAGCUGAUACUCUCCAGAUCCUCCCUGAUCACCAUCAGACUCCUCCUCCUCCAUAAGUGUGAUGCAGUAAAACAGUAUCUUUAUUUCUCUUGUGAGCGUCUCUAGCACUUCUAGUUCACAUUCCUUACAAAAGUGGCUUCAGUUCUAUUUCAGGUAUUUUUGAGUUAUUUGUAGCAUUUCAGGAAAACGGUACCAGCUACAGCCUAAUCUUUUGCCUUGUUUUCAUUUGUUUGCCUUUAUUUACCAGCAGACUGAAUCAUCCUUGUUCCUUUUGAAUGUGACUGAACUUCUGUCCCAUGUGCCGAGCGGCUGAUGUGACUAUUUAAACCAGCAGAUGAUAUUUUUUGUUUUGUUCUUGCUUGUUGAAUUCAGUAGGGCAAUCUUGAAGUUCCCUUUUAAAAAUGGUGAGUAAAUAGCAGUUUCAUAUCAAGGCCUUCCUCAUUUGAACCUCAAAAUUUCAACAACUUUUCAGGGACGGGCUAAAGAACACACAUCAGCGUUCAUACUCCUGUCCUCCGAGCUGGAUCUAAUACGAGAUCAGAAUGACGAGAGCACAGGUGACCGGUGAUGUCUAAUUAGCUGAAAACUCACCGUUUAUAUCAUGUAACGUAAACGUUUGAUCAACAGAUGGCACAAAGAAAAAGGGCAUUGAGUUUCCAUCGUUUAUUGUUGUUUUUCCAGUUUGUUCAAAUGCAGAAAAUCUUCUAAAUAAAAGAAAUCAUUAAACUAAAA
Nothobranchius furzeri (turquoise killifish) is the source of this 2471-nucleotide messenger RNA. It is a transcript of the gene dbnlb, whose product is annotated as drebrin-like b. Gene Ontology annotation, molecular function: actin filament binding. Gene Ontology annotation, biological process: positive regulation of dendritic spine morphogenesis; positive regulation of axon extension; postsynaptic actin cytoskeleton organization. Gene Ontology annotation, cellular component: cortical actin cytoskeleton; lamellipodium; site of polarized growth. Lineage: Eukaryota; Metazoa; Chordata; Actinopteri; Cyprinodontiformes; Nothobranchiidae. The record is from RefSeq and is a predicted model, not a curated record.